CGCUAUUGCUAGCCUCUCCGAAAUUAUCCUAUUACACCUUUAAAAUAGUUUUGUUCCUAUAGUGUGUGGAGUGCUGUGAUGUGAACCUUUAUUUUACCUCUACAAAAUGUCAACAGACUGACACAGACGUCAAUAUGCAAAUAAAGAGAAAGAGAGGUGGAAAAAUAUACAAAUAAGGAGGAAGAAAAAUAUGAAAAUAAGUUGAGAGCAGUACACAAAUGAUGUGAUGAUGAAUGAGGGAUGAGAGCAGAUAUAAUGAUCACACUGUUUAAAGCUGCAGACAGAAACAUCAGACUCAGGACAGAAACACACGACCUCUAAAAAAUGGAGCAAACUCUAUAUUUCAUUCUUCUUCUCAUUGCUCUCUGCUCCGUAUCUGAAUGUGUUCAGCGUCAGUAUCACUUUAUAAACGUGAUGAAGACCUGGACUGAAGCUCAGAGAUACUGCAGAGAGAAUUACACAGAUCUGGCCACCGUUGACAACAUGAACGACAUGAUUGAGCUGAAGAAGAGUGUGAAUAAUGAACGUGUCUGGAUUGGGCUGGAGAGGAAAUGGCAGUGGUGUUCAGGUGAUCCUGCGCUCUAUCUGAACUGGGGAACUGGACAACCUGAUGGCAGAGAUGAGUGUGGUUUUAUCACAAAUGGACAAUGGCAUGAUUGGCCAUGCAGUAACAGCCUGACUUUCAUCUGCAGUUCAUCUAACAACAUGAACACAGGACUCGUCUUUGUCAAUCAGAGGAUGAAUUGGAGAGACGCUCAGAGUUACUGCAGACAGAAUCACAUUGAUCUGGUCAGUGUGAGGAACCAGAAUGAGAGUCAACAGCUUCAGAAGUUCAUUAGUGAUCAUCAUUCACCUGGAUCAUGGAUCUGGAUCGGUCUGUUCAGAGACUCAUGGCAGUGGUCAGAUCAGAGUAACUCCUCAUUCAGAUACUGGUAUACUGGUGAACCUAAUAAUGAUGGAGGUUAUGAAAACUGUGUAGCGAUUUAUCCGAACACUCAGGGACAAUGGAUAGACGUCUCUUGCAACAACCAAUAUCCUUUUGUGUGUCAUGAAGAUAAACUGAUUCUGAUCAAAGAGAAUCUGACGUGGUCUGAAGCUCUGAGAUACUGCAGACAGAAUCAUACGGAUCUGGUCUCGGUCCAUUCAGAAGAGAUGCAGCGUCGUGUGAUGAAUGUGGUUAAACAGGCGUCUACUGAGGCGGUGUGGUUGGGUUUACGUUACUCCCACAUUUUGGGCCUCUGGUACUGGGUGAGCGGAGACACCGUGUGCUAUCAGAACUGGGCUCCAGGGAACGGCACAGGAGAGGAAGAGUGUGAGCGUACAGUGAGAUCUGGAGCAGUUCAGUCUGGAGGAGAUCAGCGCUGGAUCAGCCGUCCUGAGACUGACAGACUCAACUUCAUCUGCAGCAGAUAUGAAGAGUGAAGGAUACGUUUGUGCUGUUCUUUCUUUCUUUUCUUUUUUUUAACUGGCAAACACUUGUAAUGUUUUCAUCAGAUAAUGUGCUUAAAUCAGUACAAUGAAAUUAAUUUCUGUAACUGAAGAGUAUCAUAUGAGUCUUCAUGUAUCUAUAUGUAUUUUAAAGACCCCAUGAAAUCAAAAUGAGUUUUAAUCUGUGGCUUUAAGCUACAUUUACUGUACAUUUAAUUUUUUCCAGAAAAACGACUCAAAAAUAUCUUCAACUCAGACUGUUCAAUCAAACGUACUUGCAGUUAAAUAGAAAGUAGAAAAUCAUGGUUCAAAUAUUUGGCAUAAAGCGUAUUGGAUAUUUAAAAGGAAAAUCAAAGUAAAGCACAAUCCACAUCAGCUGAUUUCAUGGGAUCUUGGGAUUCUGGUGGUGUGGAUACUUUCUUCUACUCACUCCUGUUUUGCACUAGUCAUAUCUUUACUUGUUUAAAAGUGAUUGUGAGCAUCUAUUUGUGUCUCAAUGAAAUGAAAAUAUGGUUUAUUCUUAAAGAAAAACUGAAAUAAAUGGAGAGGGACAAAACAUGGAGGAGUGGUUCACUCACUGCAUUGAUAUAUAUAUAUAUAUAUAUAGGCCUCCUUGAUUAUAAUAAGAAUUUUCGGUAACACUUUACAUUAAGGUUCCCUUUGUAAAGGGUUUAUAAAGGUGUUUGUUAAUGAGUAAUAAGUCAUUUACAAAUGCAUUAUAAAUCAUUAAUAAUGCAGUUAUAAAUGCAUGAAUAAAAAGGGCGACUUUAAUGCAAUACCUGCCAAAUAGUGAGCCGUUUUUAACUCACAUGUUAUAAAUGCUUAAUAAAUGUAUUUAUUAACACUUAUUUAACUCAAAACCAGAUUCCUGGUUUAUUUCAUGAUGCAGCAAAAAUUGACUAUCAUAAUUAGACUGAAGGGUGUUGUAUUUGUGCUUUUCUUAUUAAUAUCUCAUGACUGCCACUUUUCUUACUAUGUUGCUUACCAGAAGUUUCUGUCUUACCCAUGAUACUCUCCAAAAAAGUCAUGAUGCCUAUCCACAGCAGUGUAUAAAAACUGAUUUCUUGUUUUUUUAAAGAUGAAAUUCCAACUUUAUUUUGAAAAUAAAACAAAAGAUAAUAACCAUAACUUGAUUAGAUAUUAAUAAUGAAAAAUUUAAUUCCAGUAUUAGUUACCUGUGAACCUUAAUGCAGGGUGGACACUUGUGAACCAUUUAUUCAUGAGUUAUAAACAUUAAUAACCUGUGAAAGUGAAACUUAAUGUAAAGUGAAAACCUGUGAACCAUUUAUUGAUGAGUUAUAAACAUUAAUAACCUGUGAAAGUGAACCUUAAUGUAAAGUGGAAACCUGUGAACCAUUUAUUAAUGAGUUAUAAACAUUAAUAACCUGUGAAAGUGAACCUUAAUGUAAAGUGGAAACCUGUGAACCAUUUAUUAAUGAGUUAUAAACAUUAAUAACCUGUGAAAGUGAACCUUAAUGUAAAGUGGAAACCUGUGAACCAUUUAUUCAUGAGUUAUAAACAUUAAUAACCUGUGAAAGUGAACCUUAAUGUAAAGUGGAAACCUGUGAACCAUUUAUUAAUGAGUUAUAAACAUUAAUAACCUGUAAAAGUGACCCUUAAUGUAAAGUGGAAACCUGUGAACCAUUUAUUAAUGAGUUAUAAACAUUAAUAACCUGUGAAAGUGAACAUUAAUGUAAAGUGGAAACCUGUGAACCAUUUAUUAAUGAGUUAUAAACAUUAAUAACCUGUGAAAGUGAACCUUAAUGUAAAGUGAUAACCUGUGAACCAUUUAUUAAUGAGUUAUAAACAUUAAUAACCUGUGAAAGUGAACCUUAAUGUAAAGUGGAAACCUGUGAACCAUUUAUUAAUAAGUUUCAAAAAUUAAUAACCUGUGAAAGUGAAUCUUAAUGUAAAGUAAACACAUGUGAAUCAUGCAUUUAUUAAUUAUUAAUGUACACACAGAAGAUAGUAUUUUUUUCUGAUGAAAUAUUUUAUUUUUGAUGCAUGUAUUAGUAAACAACUUUAAACUUGAAACAAAAAA
This is a messenger RNA of Ctenopharyngodon idella (grass carp), 3469 nucleotides long. RefSeq names its product C-type mannose receptor 2-like. The record is from RefSeq and is a predicted model, not a curated record. The transcript is spliced from 5 exons. The coding region runs from base 325 to 1422 and encodes 365 amino acids. NCBI's taxonomy places the organism in Eukaryota, Metazoa, Chordata, Actinopteri, Cypriniformes, Xenocyprididae.